CGGGCAUAAAACAUUUGAUCUGUAUAUGGAAUUUAAACGCCACCACUAAUGUAACUGUAAACUUUUUCAAUGCAGGAAUAUUGCACUUGAAACACAAGCAAAUACCAGUACCACCCAUAAGAUGAAUGCACCAUUUAUAAAUAGGCUACACCUGUGCUUUUCAAAGUGCAUAGACAGACCAAACAGAACACAACACUUUUACAAAGAAGGGCCUAGAUAUGGUCCAUAAAUAGUUUAGGAAAGCACAUAACGAGAGUACAUGAUAACUAGUCUAAGCCCAGCCGUUUAAAAACUAACGACAUUAUAAUAAACUUUAAGCUUGGUAUCCUGGAAAUUGUAAAUUCACAUCGCCAUCUGGUGGCGGAAAUAUAGAUUAUGUGGUCAACGAGAAUGCAGAGCAACCAAACUAACAUGUGACGUCAUGCGGCGAGGGGGUGGGGAUGGGGAUGGGUAUCAAACUCUCUCUAUUGAUUGGUUACUUGACCUCUUACCGCCAAUUAUCUUCUAGUUUGCAGGCGGGACUAUGUCUGUUCUAGAACAGUGGACAACCGGAAGUAAUUAAUUAUUUGGAAACUUUUAUCAAACGCGAAUCGGCUUUAAAACUAAUAGGUGUACAUUUAUCUAGGGGCAAAAUUGAUGUAGCAGGUGGGAGUUUUAUUUCGUAGAGUUAGUUAACUUACUGAGAGACUUUUAACCGUUCGGACAGCAUGGAUCAUUAGCUUUGUUUACAUGGGGAAUCAGCUGACAAGCUAACGGCUUAGCUUGGAUAUAAUCGAGUCAUAUGAGUUGAUAAUUAUCCAUCACCUUUGUCCUUGUGACUGAAACUUAGCAUUUGUAAAUAAGCUAACAUUCAUGUACAGUAGUGGAGGGUUUUCUUAGGUCUUCUUGAGCUGUUGAAAGGGCAACAAUGCUAAGCUAACGUUAAAUGUCUCGAGCAUUAGCAACGGUUUCUAGACAAGUCAAGUUCUUUUGUCACCGAACCUGCAGCCAGUUUUAAAGGCCUUACGCGUCUUUAUGUGAAGAUGCCUUGUUCCUGUGGGAACUGGAGACGAUGGAUUCGGCCGUUGGUUGUUGUGCUGUAUAUUUUGUUGCUUAUAGUCGUCCUGCCCUUGUGCAUCUGGGGACUGCAAAAGUCAGAGGUUGGCACACAUAAUAAAGCAUGGUUCAUCGCUGGGAUAUUUGUCUUCAUGACCAUACCCAUAUCAUUAUGGGGCAUUCUUCAGCAUUUGGUUCACUAUACUCAGCCAGAGCUUCAGAAACCUAUCAUCAGGAUAUUAUGGAUGGUCCCAAUCUACAGCCUGGACAGUUGGAUUGCAUUAAAAUACCCUAGUAUAGCAAUUUACGUGGAUACAUGCAGAGAGUGCUAUGAGGCCUAUGUCAUCUACAACUUUAUGACCUUCUUGCUUAACUACCUGGAAAACCAGUACCCCAACCUAGUGAUGAUGCUGGAGGUCCAGGAGCAGCAAGAACACCUGCCUCCUCUCUGCUGCUGUCCACCGUGGCCAAUGGGAGAGGUUCUAUUGUUGAGAUGUAAACUGGGAGUGUUGCAGUACACAGUUGUAAGACCUGUCACAACAGUGAUUGCCUUGAUCUGUCAGCUCUGUGGAGUGUAUGAUGAAGGAAACUUCAGCUCGAAAAAUGCAUGGACGUACCUCGUCAUCUUCAACAAUAUGUCACAGCUGUUUGCCAUGUACUGCCUGGUGCUGUUCUACAGGGCUCUCAGAGAGGAACUGAGUCCCAUCCAUCCAGUGGGCAAAUUCCUAUGUGUCAAAAUGGUGGUGUUUGUCUCUUUUUGGCAAGCUGUGUUCAUUGCUAUCCUGGUGAAAGUGGGUGUUAUCUCAGAGAAUCAUACUUGGGACUGGAAAAGUGUGGAAGCUGUUGCUACUGGCUUACAGGAUUUCAUCAUUUGUGUGGAGAUGUUUCUGGCAGCCAUUGCCCACCACUUCAGCUUCACCUACAAGCCUUAUAUCCAAGAGGCCGAGGAGGGCUCUUGCUUUGAGUCUUUCAUGGCAAUGUGGGACAUCUCUGAUGUGAGAGCAGACAUUUCUGAGCAAGUCCGCAAUGUUGGGAGAACAGUAAUGGGCCGUCCAAGAAAGUUCUACUUCACCGAGGCACAGAAUGACAGUGAGCGAUCUGGCCUGCUCUCUUCAGGCUCCCAGGAUGCCAUUGCUGAGGCGGCAUCUAACCCGGUGUCACCCAAUGGUCAGUACCAGGGCCUGGGGAAAACACUCACGCCUCAUUCUUUGUCAGCUCCUGCUGGGCUCAGCUCGGCCUCAUGGGAUGAAGGAUAUGAGGCUGGACCUGAAGAGGCUGAGGAAGAAGAAAGGACCAACCAAACCAAAGAACCAAAAGAGGCAGAUCUCAUCGAGAUCACCUAGCCGAUCAUCAAGGCUGCUGUGGUUAAAAGACUACUAGACAUGUUGGGCAGGACCCAGUUACAGCCUUGCCAUUUACUUGCAGACAUUACUUAACUGAUGUAGCAUUAAACAAAACGGUUGCUAAAAAGCGCACAUCCACCAAGUAACUGUAGACAUAUGCCAACAAAUGUAAAACCAGAUGGACCUCUCAGCCUGCGACAGCUCCGAGAAUGUUCAGUGAGGUUACAGCACUAAAUGAUUUGUAGAUAAUGUGCAUUUUAUGGAGCUUUUGUUGUACUAGGGAGUAGGCUGUGCCAGAAUGGUGUUAUCAUUACACUUGGGAAAGAUGCAGUGUAUGCUAAGUUUUAACAUGCAUCCCAAAGAGCACACUUUUUCUCAAAGAACCCAGCAUGAAGAUAUAUACUUUCCAAGUGGGGAAAUGUCAGACAGUUGUGUGUGUCAGCUCACUUAUAUCAUUGUCUCAAAUGUGAAAGAUGAUAUUAUGCAACUUUUAGAACAGAAAUGUUAUCGUCACAGCUUUAUAGUGAUUUUGGAAAACAUUUGACUGAAAUGAGCAGUGAUUAUAAAUGAAAAUCUGCUGUAAUGAAGCACCUUUAGAUGUCCAGAAUCAUGAUGUUUCUGUUCUAGCCUGUAGAAGAUAUGUCUCCAUGUGGGAGGGGAUGAAAAGUGCAGAAGCAAGGAGUUUUUCGGGGUCUGGGUUUAUGGUUUGAAUACAGUUCAAGUAUUAAAACACUGUACACAAUUCAGUCUGAAGCUGUACAGCGAUCAUGUUCUAGUAAGUUCCUGUCAGUGUUUUACUGCAUACCACUCACUCAAUAGUGUUUAACAGAAACUUAAAGCUACAGUAUGAAACUCCAAAUCAGUCCGCUCUGCUCCGCCCAGCGCUCCCUCUUCCUGAUAGAUAUUCAGAUAUUUAUAAUCAUGAAAUUACAGUAAAUCGGGCUGCAACAAAACCUGACAAUCACGCAGAAAUAAUUGAAAAUCUCUGAUUGGUUAGAGAGGUCAGUCCUGCUCAAAACCUUUUAGAAGCCAACAUCUCU
Molecule: messenger RNA, 3418 nt
Organism: Monopterus albus (swamp eel)
Lineage: Eukaryota; Metazoa; Chordata; Actinopteri; Synbranchiformes; Synbranchidae
Gene: tmem184c
Product: transmembrane protein 184C
Exons: 10
Coding region: 1023-2378 (451 amino acids)
Source: RefSeq, a predicted model, not a curated record